AUGGCUUUGAAGAUAGAUGGUCCAUGGGUUGUAUGUGGGGACUUUAAUUGUGUCCUGAAUUGUGAUGAAAGGGUGGGUGCCCCUGUAAGGCAGUGGGAGAUGGCAUCAAUGAGAGAAUGUAUGGGAAUUUGUAGGCUGCAAGACAUGUGUAGCUCAGGUAACAUGUUUACUUGGAGUAAUAAGCAGGAAGGGGGAGCUAGAGUAUUUUCAAAGAUAGAUAGGGUGAUGGUGAACAAUAAACGGGAGGAAGUAUAUGCUACUGCUAGUGCUGCCUUCUUAAAUGAGGGUGAAUUUGAUCACACCCCUUGCAUUAUAUCAUUCAAUGAUAGGAGUUUGAGAAGCAAGAAACCUUUUAAGUAUUUCACUAUGUGGAAAUUAUCUUUCAAUUUUGAAGACAUCAAUAAGAGAUGUUGGUCUGCUGAUAUUAGGGGGAAUAAGAUGUUUAAGGUUUUGCAGAAAUUGAAGAGAGUAAAAGCUGAAUUGAAAGAGUUGAACAAAAAUGGUUACAUGCAGCUUGAAGCUGAUGUGAUUCAAGCAGCAAGCUGCAUGGAGAACAUCCAAACUAGAUUGCACAAUGAUCUAGGCAAUGUUGAGCUGGCAACAUAA
Beta vulgaris subsp. vulgaris (sugar beet) is the source of this 606-nucleotide messenger RNA. RefSeq lists its product as uncharacterized. The coding region runs from base 1 to 606 and encodes 201 amino acids. The transcript has a single exon. NCBI's taxonomy places the organism in Eukaryota, Viridiplantae, Streptophyta, Magnoliopsida, Caryophyllales, Amaranthaceae. The record is from RefSeq and is a predicted model, not a curated record.